GACCCACACUGGUUAUCAGCUGAAAGAUCUAUCGCCUUUUUUGCAAAAAUCGGUAGUAUCGAUAACUGACAUCUAUCUAAGUUUUCCCUGCUCUAGCGUGGCAGACGACUAAAUAGCGCCGAAAUGAAGGUCAUCUACAACACCCUGUUCAAGCGUACCUCCACCUACGCCGUGGCCAUCAUCGCGUCCACGUUCUUCUUCGAGCGCGCCCUCGAUGUGAGCUCAGUGGCGAUCUUUGAGAGCGUCAACAAAGGCAAGCUCUGGAAGGACAUUAAGGCCAAAUAUGAAUAAAUUAGUAUGAUUUGAUGAAAUUAGCAUAAUAAUCAACGUUUAUUCUAAACGAAACGAAAACUAA
This is a messenger RNA of Drosophila kikkawai, 355 nucleotides long. RefSeq names its product ubiquinol-cytochrome C reductase complex subunit oxen (gene ox). The record is from RefSeq and is a predicted model, not a curated record. Lineage: Eukaryota; Metazoa; Arthropoda; Insecta; Diptera; Drosophilidae. Gene Ontology annotation, biological process: mitochondrial electron transport, ubiquinol to cytochrome c.